Messenger RNA from Symbiodinium sp. CCMP2456, 3546 nucleotides. The record is from the annotation of a GenBank genome assembly. NCBI's taxonomy places the organism in Eukaryota, Dinophyceae, Suessiales, Symbiodiniaceae.
AUGAAGCAAACGAUCUUCCUCCGGCUUUUCUUUACGCUGGCCGCUCUUUGUCCGGUGGCGGCCAUGAAGGCCGGCAGCCUCUCCGGCCGGAGCAGAGACGCAGGUGGUCCAUCCCCGGCCCCUGCCACCAGCCAGGACAUUACCGAGGCAGUGAUCGACAACAUCCAGCAUGAUGUAGAGCAGUCGCAAGACAUGCCAGAACCAGAGAGCGACACCAAAGAGGCCGAGGGGCUCGGGUUCGGCGAGUUGGCCAAGAACUUGGAGUUCCUGAUGCUCAAGGAGACCGCCGUGGAACUCCUGGAGGAGAAGACUAGCAAACAGGAGCGAAACCUUCAGAAGUGCAUGGAGGAGAAGAGCGGACCAAAGCCCCCGCCCUCGCUCGUCGAGCUGGAGGCCUUGAAAGAAGAGAGAGCUCAGCGUGCCCAGACGGUCUUAGACAAGGUCCUCCGCAAGCACGAGCACCAAAGGGAGACGCGCCAGUGGGUCACUCCGGUGUCUUUGGAGCAGCGGGAGCAGGGCUCGUCGGGCAUUAACCCGGUGGAUGGGAUUGCAAGCGCGGUCAAUGCUGCAGUGGGCAAAGUCGCAGACGCAUUGGAGAGUGCGUGCAUCCCCAUUCCACCAACACCCCACCUGACCAACGACGAAUUCGGACUCAACUUGGGCUCCUGGAAAUGCGAGGUCAAGCUCGGAGGUAAAACGAUACCCAUCAUCGACAUCAAACUGGGAAGGAUUUCGCAGGACUGGCCCCAACAUGUCAAGACGGCCAUCACCGUCGGCUCCGGGAUGAAGAAAUGUGCUGCUCAGGUUGCGGCAAGCUCGCCAAGCUCGCUCUACGGUUGCAUAUCGACCGAAGUCGUGGAGGCUAAUCCUGUGUUGUCCAUGGCAUAUGCGCUCUUCAGGGACCUGUGGAUAUGCAAUGGCAAGAAGUGGAUGAAUCCGCGCGACAACGCGGGGGAGAUCUACUCGUGCCUCGGCAACAGCUUGUUCGACAACGUCCCGCAGCUCUCCAAGGCGAAGCCUUUGUUCGACGCCACCCAGGCCUGUGAAGGCGCAAAUGCGAACACCAUGAAGUGCAUCUUCAACAACGUCAUGAAGGAUGUGCUGGGUUGCACGGAUAUGAGCUCGGCGCAGUCGGUCGCCAUUUGCCUGGGCAACAACAUGAUCAACUACGUUCCUCCCUUCACCUUCUUCAACAAGAUAGGCGACAUUAUUGGGGACAUGAUCGAGGGCUUCGCCAGGAUCGCGGCAGGCUUGAUGAAGCAGGUCCUCAAGAAGGGCCAGGCCUUGAUCCAGCAGGCCGUGUCCACCAAGUUCCCCGCCGUCGGAGAUGGUCCGAUGGUGCGCCACGAAUCCUCGAACUUGAGGAUCUACACCCACUCUGCACCUCCAAAGAAGCGGGGCAUGUCGGCCUUGCAGGAGGAGAAGCCGGGAACCGGCCUCUCGUGGGGCUUCGGCUCAGACAAAAGCCACCAGCAGACCAGGCUGAUCACCCAGUUCCUUGGCCACGAGGUGGACACCAGCUCUUGCCUUGCCUUCGCGCCCAAGAACAAGCACGGCCACAACGGACAGGCCACCCAAACGGAUUGGCAGGUUCAGAACCCGGACGACUUCGUGCCGCUCGAGCCCUGGGCCGUGCCUUGUGGCAAUGCCUGGAUGAAGGACAACGCAGACAAGUGGCAGGGCUACUCUUUUUACUCCGCCGAGAUGUUUAUCGACGAAUGUCUCACGAUCACGUACUCCAUCAACGUCCAGCCCGUCGCCGCAUUCAUAGGUGGGGUCCAAGUCAAGGUGAUGCCCGAGAAGUGGGCAGAAAUCCUAACCACUAUUUGCUGGCCCAAAAGGCGACCUGGUGGCUUGGACCUGAGCGUCCUGAAGACUGAGAUCAAGUCCCACGGCAUCCUGCUCUUCUCCCGGACCCUCCGCCUCACCAAGCGCUUCGGGGAUGGCAAUGAAUUCUUCCCGCAGAACGUGCAGGCCAGCACCAGCACCUGGAAGAAGCCGCAGCAUCCGCGUGCCACGAUGUCCAGGACCAAGCUCCUGCAGACGGCCCAGGGCCUGAACCACUCCAUCCGCUCCGAGGACGACGAAGAGCACGAGGAGAAGGAGGACGAGGGCGUGUGGGAGUGGCAGGACGACCCGGAGGACCUCUACCUGGCCUCCGGCAACUUCACCGACGACGGCCUGAACCUCACCUCCGAGCUCCGCGGGCACGCCGUCGCACAUCAUCUGGGCCUGCUGCAAGAAGCCGCCGAAGCCGGCGACUCCGAAAAGGCGCAAGGCAUCUUCGAGCUCUUCAACCUGCAGCGCGGGAACAACGAUCUCGUGAGCUUCCGCUUCCGGGCGGUCCUGGAGGGCAACAGCUUCCAGCUGCGCACGCAGAUGGGCUUCGGGCCGUUCGAGAUGCGUGAGAAGAGCAUUCAGAUCAUUAACAUCAUGGACCAAUUCAAGGUCGUGCUGCAUGCUCUUCCUUGGGUGUCCCAUCGCAGCGCGGUCUCAGCCAUGGAGGCCUUGGAGAGCUUCUCAGCGAGCAGCCUGCCGAUCGUGGAGGUUGAGCCGGGCAGCACCAUUGCGCUGAUGAACCCCACCCACAGAAGGUACGUCGAGGUGAACAGUGACGGGAAUCCUGCCAGCAGCGUCGGCUUGCACUUCAGCUUCCCUGGCCUGCCAGCGGACUGGAUCUUCGCGCGUUGGACGGUCAUCGACGUUGGCAGUGGGGAGAUCGCUUUGCACAACGCCAGGUGGAAUCGCUUCUUGUCGAUGCAUCACGGCGUCAUCUUCGGCUGGGAGGCGGCCGCCAGCGAGAUCAAGUCUGACUGGAACCACCAGCGCUGGACCGUGGUGAACCUGGGGAAGGGAGAGAUCGCUCUGUACAACCGCGCCGCGAAUUCGCUCCUGAAGAUGACUCCUCAUGGUGCGCUUCAGGCAAGUCCUCCGAAGACUCCCACGAGCUACGGUCCGAACCCGAUUCCCAGCGACUGGCUCUGGGAGCGCUUCACGGUUCAGGUCCUGAAGCCUUACUUGAGGGUUGGGGCGAAGGUGGGGCUCUACAGCCCGCAUCACAAGCGCUGGCUCACGAUGGAACAUCAUGACAUGCAAAUCAGCGUUCCGACGGCUGACGCAACCUUUCCUCACGGAUGGUGGAGGGAGCUGUUCACGGUGGUGGAUGCCGGGAACGGGCAGAUCGCCCUGCACAAUGAGCACUUUAUCCGCUUUGUGUCGCUGCAGCCUGCCCCUGAAGCAGUCAUCAACGUGAAGGCGACCGCUACCGCCGUCCAGAAGUUCGCAAACGAUCUCCCCACAUCAUGGACGGCUGAGAGGUUUGCAGUGGUUCCCGCAGGUGCUGGGCUGAUAGCCCUGCACAACACAAAGGCCAAUCGCUUCCUUCGCAUGUCCCCCCACGACAUCGACAGCAGCCCCAUCGCCAAAGCCAAUGCGCUCCAGGACGACUGGUACUGGGAGCGUUGGCAAGUGGUGGAGGUCCAAUCCGCCGCCGACCAAUCCGGGCAAAACCUCCUCCCUGGCUGGUCCACGGCAGGGAUGGCUUGA